CACCCUGCAGGGGCUGAUGUGUGGGGAAGGAUCCCUGCUUGCCUGGAGGGAGGAGCAGGCUGGAUCUCUGCCUUGAGCUUGCGUGCAGCCUGCUUUCUGGUUGGCUGCUCCCGGAGGAGGAGGAAGAGGAGGAGGAGAAUCGCUCACUGGCAGCUGCCCAGCUUGCAAAACCAAGCUGCAGCCAGGUUAAGGGAGAAGGGAGAAGGCGGAUUGGAGGUCCUGCGAUCAGGACUGCUCACGCACCUGGCAGCAGGGAGACGAGGAAGGCAAAUUCAAGAUGGCCGAGUACCACAUUCGCAGGUAUGAAGAUCGGGACUACGAAGCCGCCCGCACGAUAUUCUCCCGGGGGAUCAACGAACAUGCUCCUGCAGGUUUCCGGCAUGUUCUCUCUUGCCCCCAGACCCACCUGUUGCUCCUGGGCACACUCCUCACAACCUACCUGGCCACCUCUUCCCUUCUCCUUUCCCUCAGUGCCGUGGCUGCCCUGUUGGCCGUGGGCUGGAUAUUCACAAAGCGCCUCUGGGCGGACUACGUUCACGAGGCCCUCGCCACAGACAUGAAGGACAUCCACCAGACCUACCUGGUGCCCAAAGACUGCAGCUUCUGGGUGGCGGAGGCCGGCGGCGAAGUAGCGGGCAUCGUCGCCGCCACCCACCCAGAAGACCCGUCUCUGCGCGGCAGGGCACUGGAGCUGAAGCGCAUGUCUGUGGCAAAGGCGCACCGGGGCCACGGGCUUGGCAAGGCUCUCACCAGGACGGUUCUCCUCUUCGCCCAGGAGCACGGGUACAAGGAGGUGGUUCUGGGCACCUCCAUGGCACAGGUGGCGGCCCAUCGGACGUACGAGGGCAUGGGCUUCCGCAAAGUCAAAGAGAUAUGCCCCACCGUCCUCUGUAAGCUGCUGAGGUUCUACAUCUACAUCUAUCACUACGAGAUCGGAGGAUCUCAUUGACACCGGCAACCUGGGGACCAGAGGAAGGAAGCAAGAGAUUGUGGCCUGUUUGCAGACAGGUGUCAGCUAGGGAGGAGGGAGAAAGAAAGUUGAUCCGAUGAGCCUUAAAAGUGAGCCCACCUAACAUGCACUGAUUUGCCAAACAUGCACAUACUAGAGACUGUUAGCGAAAAUAACCAGGGAUUUUUCUCAGCUGGAACUCACCAGAACUCAGCUUUAGCACCUCUCAGCUGGAUGCCAUUUCCAUUACAAGAGAACAAGAGUUCCUGGUGAGUUCCAGCACCUCUUUUUCAAGAAUAGCACUGAAGAAAACCGUGCAGAAAUGCCUUCGAUUUUGCUUUGCCAAAAAUGUGUGCAUUAGGGUGAGAUUCGCAACAGAAUGUGAAUUUUCAAGAGGACUUUCACAAUAAAUGAAUGAAUGUGCAAACUGGA
Podarcis muralis (Common wall lizard) is the source of this 1381-nucleotide messenger RNA. RefSeq names its product N-acetyltransferase 8 (putative) (gene NAT8). Gene Ontology annotation, molecular function: N-acetyltransferase activity. The record is from RefSeq and is a predicted model, not a curated record. NCBI's taxonomy places the organism in Eukaryota, Metazoa, Chordata, Lepidosauria, Squamata, Lacertidae.